Emiliania huxleyi CCMP1516 is the source of this 1476-nucleotide messenger RNA. RefSeq lists its product as hypothetical. Bases 55 to 1170 code for a protein of 371 amino acids. Lineage: Eukaryota; Haptophyta; Isochrysidales; Noelaerhabdaceae. The record is from RefSeq and is a predicted model, not a curated record. The transcript has 7 exons.
UCCCUGCCGACCCCUGGCCCUGGGACAACUCUCCGGCCUCGCCCCCGACGAGCGAUGCCUCGUCCGUACCAGCAGCAGCUCGAUGAGGCGGCGCCGGUGUUGAAGCGGCGCUCAAGCGAGUCGGCGCGACUGGCCAAGUUCGUGAGGACCACUUCGGAGCCGGGAGCCAUCGGCGACAGGCCUAGGACACGACAAGCGAUCGAGCCGGCCGUCUCUGGCCUCAUCGCUGUGCUGCGCGUUCUGCUUCCGCUCUACUGGAAGAUGUACGCUUUUGGGUACAGCGUGCUCUCAAAGCUGCCGACCAAUGCAAUGCGGAUGGUCUUUGGGGCUGCACUGUGCCUCUUCGGCGGCCACUUCUUCGCCUCGGUCGCGGCGAUCGAGGCGUUCCGCAUCUUCGGUUGGGAGCAGCUGCGCCAUCACGUUGGCAUCGUCGUGGCAGAGGCCCAGUCGGUAGCGGACGCGAGCCGGAAGGACAACGACGUGGACGCCGACGAGAACGGCGUAGCCGACGUGGACGAGAUGACGUCGCGCGAGCUGCUCAGACACAAGACGGCCCUCGCCAUGUCCACCGUCCAGGACCCGCAGAGGCUGCAGGCGGCCGCAGGCUUCCUGUGGGCCGCGUACGUGUCUGUGCUCGCGACGCUGCGCCUCGAGUUCGCGAGGACUAUCUCGCUGGCGCUCGCAUGCGCCGAGAUGUUCGAAUUCCCAAUCACGCGCUGCUUCCUCCCCGGGCUGGUCGCCCUCCUCGGCCCGGACCUUCAGCACUGGGGCACGACGAUCAUCCAGUCUGCCCUCGCGCUGGUCACCACGCUCGUCGCCAUCUGGCUGCAGACGGCGAUCAGCGCCUUCUACGCGGCUGUGCGGGGAGGCCGGAUGUUCGCUGAGGGGCUCUUCGCCCUCAUGGAAGAGCACGGCCUCUUCACGGACGCAAAGGGACUGCCGAAGCUGCCCUGCUUCAAGGAGGGGUGGUCCCCCGAGGACUCGACCCUCGAUGAGGCCGCCAGCGCGCCCGUGGUCGGCUUCACGCUCGCCGGCUGCGGCUUUCUCUACCAAGUGACUACUGGAUUCGAGCUCCCGUUCCCUCUGAAUCUCGUCUUCUUGCCGCUUACGGCGGUCGAGUGGCUCUUGCGGUGGCAAAUCUACGUUACUGACGAGGGGUUGCUCCUUUGAGUCGAGUCUCUCGUCGGCUCGGUCGCGUCGUGUCGAGAUAGACUUGGCAUACGCACCGUUCGUGGGAAGGGCAUCACCUUGGCAGGACACUAGCUUGUGCGCGCGAAUGGCCGGAGUGGUGCAUAGAGCUGCCCAGCCGCGCCCGACAGAUCUCUAGCGGACUAGCGCACCACCAGCAGCAGACCAGUGACCACCACCCGCCCAGCCUUGUGCGCAAUGAUGCAACCACUACCAGCCCCCCCAGUGCUACUACGUCAGUACUAACUACGUCAUGAUUGAAGACUCACAUAUACACUCUCUUGUACU